AUGACACCAACCGUUAUUCUGAUCAGCGGCGCCAAUCGCGGCAUCGGCAGAGCUUUACUUGAGCGCUAUCUUCUGCGACCAAGCCACGUCGUUAUUGCCGCAAACCGGGACCCUGAUCAUGCCUCAUCGAAAAGUCUCGCCAGCCUGCCAAAACAUCCUGAAAGCCAACUUGUCGUAGUUAAGGUCGACGCGAAGAGUGAGACGGACGCCGCUAACACCGCGAAACAACUCCAACAGAAAGACGGUAUCGAUCAUAUCGAUAUCGUCAUCGCCAACGCGGGUGUUUCAUAUCGCUUCGGGAAAGUCUCUGAGAUAAAUAUUGAUGAUAUCAAGGACCACAUGGAGCCAAAUGCGUAUGGCGUUGUGAGGUUGUACCAAGCAACCCUGUCUCUAUUGCUGAAGUCGAGAAAUCCGAAAUGGGUUACUGUGGGUUCAGUUGCUGGAAGUAUCGAGAGAAGGCCGAGCGCCACUGAUGUAGACUGGCGAUACUACAUACUCGGAUUGAUGAUGCUAAACCUUGACCGAUAG
Molecule: messenger RNA, 528 nt
Organism: Exophiala aquamarina CBS 119918
Lineage: Eukaryota; Fungi; Ascomycota; Eurotiomycetes; Chaetothyriales; Herpotrichiellaceae
Exons: 2
Coding region: 1-528 (175 amino acids)
Source: RefSeq, a predicted model, not a curated record